Molecule: messenger RNA, 1818 nt
Organism: Entamoeba dispar SAW760
Lineage: Eukaryota; Evosea; Mastigamoebida; Endamoebidae
Product: ribosome biogenesis protein bop1, putative
Exons: 1
Coding region: 1-1818 (605 amino acids)
Biological process (GO): ribosome biogenesis; maturation of LSU-rRNA from tricistronic rRNA transcript (SSU-rRNA, 5.8S rRNA, LSU-rRNA)
Cellular component (GO): preribosome, large subunit precursor; PeBoW complex
Molecular function (GO): protein binding; ribonucleoprotein complex binding
Source: RefSeq, a predicted model, not a curated record
AUGUCUGUUCGUGAUAUUUAUGAUAAUGAGAAUGAUGAUAUAAACACUUCAGAUGAAGAGUCAAUUGAUACCUUAGGAAAUAUUCCAUUGGAGUGGUAUAAUGAGUUAGAACAUCAAGGAUAUGACCAUUCAGGAAAGCCUUUGCCUAAACCAACACAAGGAAAGUUAGAUUCUAUUGACCAAUUCCUUGCUAUGACAGAUGACCCUAAUUAUUAUAAAACAGUUUAUGAUGAAUAUGGAAAUGCUACAGUAUUAAAUGCUGAUGAUAUUAGAUUAGUUAAUGCAAUUAUUUCUAACAAGAGUGAUGCUCAAUUAGAACAAGAUUUUCCAGCAGUGUCAUAUGCAUAUGAUGAUUGGAUGAUUCCAUUAAAUGAUUAUACCCCACCUAAACAAAGAUUUAUUCCAUCACAAAAAGAACAUAUUCUUAUUAAGAAAUUGGCUGCCAAAUUACGUAAACAAUUUAUCACCCUUCCACAAAAAGUUACAAAAAAGGCACGUGUGAAGGAUAUUUGGGGUGCUGGAGUUCAUAAAAAAAAAUAUCACCUUCCUCUUCCACCAGUUAAAUUACCAGGUAAUUCAGCAUCAUAUCAUCCUGCUCCAGAAUAUAAGAAUGAAAAUAACACAAACUAUGAUCGUUUAAUGGAUAUUCCACAAUACUCUAAUCUUCUCAAUGAUAUUUAUUCUAGAUGUCUUCAACUUUACGUUGCACCAAGAAGACUUGUUAAAGUUCCUGAGCAUAGAGAUCCAUUGAAAGAAUUAAUUCUUCCACCAUUAGAAGAAUUACGACCAUUCCCUUCAAAUAGAAAUGGAGUUGUUAAAGUUAAAGAAGUUAUGAGGUGUAUUGUUGUUGAUCCAAGUGGAGAAUAUGUUGCUUCUGGAGGAGAUGAUGGUUCAAUACUUAUUACAGAAGCUCUUACUGGAAUGGAAGUUAAAAGAAUUAAUUUCCCUGAAGCUAUUAGAGACAUUCAAUGGGGAAAAGAUGAUGUAUUAUUUAUUGCUGUAGGAGAAUUUGUUUAUGGAAUGAAAUUGGAUAUUAGAGAUGUUGAUACUGAUUAUUCUAUUUAUGAAUUAGACAGUGUUAAGGUUGAAGUGUUUGAAAACAAAACUUCGUUUAUUACUCCAAAUGAUGAAUUAAAACAAGAGGGUAUCAUUUUAGCUAUUCACCAUCCACAUCUUGUUAAAAGGUUGUCAUUACAUCAUAAAGGAUCAUAUUUAGCAUGUGUAUUUGGAACUUCUUCAAAUAGUUAUUGUGUUAUUCACCAUCUCCCAACUAAACGAUCACAAAACCCUGCAAAGAAUUUAAAAGGAUUUAUUCAAAGUUGUGUUUUCCAUCCAUUAAAGCCAAUGAUUGCUAUUGCUACUUUAUCUAAAAUUGUUAUCAUUGAUUUACAGAAAGGAGUUACUCAAAAAAGAUUAAAUGUUCCAUCUAAAAGUAUUACUGAUAUUGUAUUCCAUCCAUGUGGAGAUCACCUUAUUGCUUGUUCAUUCGAUAAGAAAUGCAUUUGGUAUGAUCUUCAAGCUGGAUUAGAUCCAUUUAAAGUUUUAAGACUUCACACAGCUGCAGUACGAGCUGUUGAUGUUCAUAAAAUCUUACCAUUAUUUGCAACUAUUGGUGAUGACGCUGAAAUUCAAGUAAUGCAUGGGGCUGCUUCAAGUGAUGUCACUGUUGAUCCAAUACUAAUUCCAAUUGUUAAACUUGGUGGUCAUGAAAAAAAGGGUCAGUUAGGAGGAACUGACAUUGCAUUCCAUCCAUUCUUACCAUGGAUUUACUCUACUGGUGCAGAUGGUACAAUCCAAUGGUACUCUGAUUGGUUCUAA